UAAAUUGAGGAGGUAUAAAGUAGGAGGGGGAGCAUGGCGGGAUCAUGCGGAUUCAAUACGUGUCAAACGCUGAGGGGGUCAUUGAAUCGAUGAUAUCUCUUUGAAUCUUCCAUCAUCAAUAAAAUAUCAUCAACAACCCCCAGCUUCAGUUAUCAUUUCAUGAUUCCAUCAGGAUUUUGUUCACGAAAGCGAUGAUCACAAGCCCUAAUAAUUUUCAGGUGAGGAAGAGGAAGUGGAAGACGGUCUUGUUUCUGCUCAGAAAGAGGAAGAGAAACAUCGAUCAUCAUCUUAAACACCCGAUCGGUGCUGAGAUUUUCAACGGAAUUCAUGGCGGAGAUUCACGGCGGCGUAACGAUGCUUAUUGUUCUGGUGGUGAUGAGAGAGAUGUAAACCCUAGGAAUUAUGUUGAUCGGAUAUUUGAAGGUUCUGGAAAGGUAAACCCUAGGUUAGGUUUAGAUAAUGUUGAUGCUUAUUGUUCUGGUGUUGAUGCGAGAGAUGUAAACCCUAGAAAUGAUGUUGAUCGGAAAUUGGAAGGUUUUGGAAAGGUAAACCCUAGGUCAGGUUUAGAUAAUGAUAAAGUUGUUGAUGUUGAUGUUGGUGUUUGUUGUUCUGGUGUUGAUGAGAGAGGUGAAAACCCUAGAGAUGAUGUUGAUUGUGAAUUGGAAGGUAUGGGAAAGGUAAGCCCUAGGUUAGAUUUAGAUAAUGUUGAUGAUGAUGAUGAUGCUAAUUGUUCUGGUGUUGAUGAGAGAGGUGAAAACUCUAGAGAGGAUGAUGUUGGCUGGGGAUUUGAAGGUUCUGGAAAGGAAAACUCUAGGCUAGGUUUAGAUCAUGUUGUAGGAGAAGAGGGGGAGGAGGAAGAGGUGGUGGUGGAUGAGAGUUCGAAGUCUGCGGUAAUGGUUGUUUCGGAGAGGAAGAAGGAUGGGGGAGAUACGCCUCCUGAUGAUGAUUGCUGUCCGAUUUGCUUUGAUAGUUUUUCAAUUGCCUGUAAAACAAACUGUGGGCACUGGUUUUGUGCCAAUUGCAUAUUGCAAUUCUGGACCUAUAGAACAGUUCUUCAAAAAUGCAACUGUCCUAUUUGUGCACGUCCCAUUAGCAAGUUGACACCAGAGGCAUCUUUAAACAUGAUGAAUGAAGUGGAAGUUGUUGAGGUCCUAAAAAACGUGCAGAGGUAUAACCGCCUUUUUCAGGGUGGUAUUAAUGGUGUCAUACGGAAAGCCUUCGAGGUUCCAAAUUUGUUUACAAGAAUGCUAUGUGGUCUGAUGGAUCCAGAUAGAUUUAGGGGAAACUACUAUGCAAUGCGUUCCUUCGCCUUGUUGAUGAGUUGCAUAUAUAACAUCGGUUCCUUCGAAUUUAUUCCAACAGGGACAUUAGGGGUGAGGCGGCUGUUUGAUCUCUGUGCUAUAGCACUAGUGGUAAUCCUGUGUUUGGUUGGGAUCUGCCAUAGGUUGUUGCUCCGACAGCGGGUCAGGCGGUUGGCGGCUAACCAACCAUGAUACCUCACAACACUCACGCACCCAAUUGUGUAUUGACUGUAUCUCUGUAUGAAAAGUAGUUGAUCCAUUAGAAGGAUAAAACAAAAUGUUGACAUCAGCUUUGCAUACAAAUUGAAUUUGCUGAUGUCACUAUAGUUCAUUUGUUGUGUUGUGACGGUUGCUGUACAUAAAUGGCUUUGAGGUUUGCUUAUAAAAAUAUAUACAUCUUACAUUUAUUUA
This is a messenger RNA of Helianthus annuus (common sunflower), 1712 nucleotides long. RefSeq lists its product as uncharacterized. Lineage: Eukaryota; Viridiplantae; Streptophyta; Magnoliopsida; Asterales; Asteraceae. Gene Ontology annotation, molecular function: ubiquitin protein ligase activity. The transcript has 5 exons. The record is from RefSeq and is a predicted model, not a curated record. The coding region runs from base 192 to 1493 and encodes 433 amino acids.